UAUAUUUCACAAAAAAAAAACAUGAAAAAAAUGUCAAAAAUAAAGCAAAUUUCCCAAUGGCGACGGUAGGGUUCGCGUCACCGCCCGUUCGCCUCCUGAGCAGCCGCCCCUCUCCCUCUCAUUCUCAUUUACCGGCGAAGCAUUUUACCUUUCGAGUCCGGUGCUCCUCCGAGGCUGCUCAGGAAACCGCCCCGGCGGAGGAGGAGACCGUCGUGGAGACUCCAAAACGGUCCUCCUCGUCUCUGAUCUCCGUAGAAAAUGUCCAAAAAGCCCUUCGAGGCGUUGCGAUCACGAGCGUUGAUCACUAUGGGAGGCUAGGGCUCCCGAGGAACUGCUCUUAUGAUCAGGUUUCAUCCGCUUAUGAAAAGAAGUGUGAAGAAUUGAGGAGCCAGGAUUCGGAUGGAGAGGAAGUCAGCGAACAGCUGGAACUUCUUAAGGAAUCUUAUGAAAUUCUAUCGUCUGAAGAUGAAAGAAGAUUAUAUGAUUGGAGUUUGGCCAGAAGUGACAUGCCAGAUAGAUAUAUGUGGCCUUUUGAAGUUGACAUAACGCAAACACCAACAGGAUCUCCACCACCAGAGGAACCUGAAGAUGUAGGGCCAACAAGGAUCGUUGGCUACUCUUUACUUGCUUGGUUCAUUUUCUCUGUCGUUUUGUCCAUAGCCCUCAACAGAUGA
Messenger RNA from Asparagus officinalis (garden asparagus), 674 nucleotides. RefSeq names its product NAD(P)H-quinone oxidoreductase subunit U, chloroplastic. The record is from RefSeq and is a predicted model, not a curated record. Lineage: Eukaryota; Viridiplantae; Streptophyta; Magnoliopsida; Asparagales; Asparagaceae. Gene Ontology annotation, cellular component: chloroplast; chloroplast thylakoid membrane; NAD(P)H dehydrogenase complex (plastoquinone). Bases 57 to 674 code for a protein of 205 amino acids. The transcript has 5 exons.